UGUUCCCUCCUCGCUCCUACAUUCCUUCGCCCUUCUUCCACUUCCUCUUCAUCAAGUCACUCUUCUUCCAUCGCUACAUCCUCGCUGUUCGCGGGUGAAAUGAGCUGAAAAGUCCCGUGGAAGCUUCGUGAACUCUUCCCGUGGCAGAGAAUGAGCUGACUGCUUCCAGUCCUUUCCACCUUCGCAGCUGAAGUCUUUUGGCAAUGGCACAGCCCCCUCUCUGAUCAGACGAUGAAAACCCACACCCGUGGGUCCCCUACAGUGUUCCUCAUAAGUCUGUUGCUGCUCCUGCUGCCUCCAACUGCAGCAGACCCUAGUGGAGGAAUUAUCUUCAUGGGAGGCAACUACAAUGGCCAUCCAAUGCUUUAUUUUGAUCGGGCAGAUGUAGUCGAGUUUCAGUUGGCAGCCGGAAGUACCCAUAGGGAGAUGGCAAGGCGGAUCCGUGAGGCUGGCGAAACUAUGCUGGAACACCCAGAAGAGUACCUGCCUCCCUGGAGCCCCAUGGAGUUCAGUGCCCGAUGGAAUGAGGUUUACGGAAACAACCUGGGGGUGCUGUCCAUAUUCUGCCUGUUGUACCCGCACAGAGCAGGAGCAGUGGAUCUAGCCAUGGACUACAUGGAGAGGAUGGCAGCUCAGCCUAGUUGGUUGGUUAAAGAUGCACCUUGGGAUGAAGUUCCUUUGGCCCACUCUUUGGUUGGGUUUGCCACUGCUUAUGACUUCCUGUUUGAGUACUUGAACAAGGACCAACAGGAACGUUUUCUUCAGGUGAUCGGCAAUGCAUCUCAUCUUAUGUAUGAGAAGUCCUAUACACGAGGCUGGGGAUUUCAGUACCUGCACAACCAUCAGCCCACAAAUUGUGUUGCUUUGCUCACAGGAAGCCUGGUUUUUAUGAUGCAAGGUUAUCUACAGGAGGCCUACUUGUGGACCAAGCAAGUGUUGGCCAUCAUGGAGAAAUCCAUGGUUCUACUUCAAGAUGUCACAGAUGGUUCUCUGUAUGAGGGAGUAGCCUAUGGGACCUACACUACCCGCUCUCUGUUCCAGUACAUGUUUUUGGUACAGCGCCACUUUGCCAUCAGUCACUUUGAUCAUCCCUGGCUUCUAAAACACUUCAAUUUCCUGUACAGGACUAUCCUUCCUGGAUUUCAGCGAACUGUAGCCAUUGCAGACUCCAACUACAACUGGUUUUAUGGCCCAGAGAGUCAGCUUGUCUUCUUGGACCGUUUUGUGAUGCGUAAUGGCAGCGGAAACUGGCUUGCCGAAUUGAUUCAUCAACACAGGAUCACGGAAGGCGUUGGACAGGCUGGGAAAGGCCAGAGAUGGUGUACUCUCCACACCGAAUUCCUCUGGUAUGACCCAGGCCUUUCUCCAAAACCCCCAUCCGAUUUUGGAACAUCACAGCUGCAUUACUUUGAAGACUGGGGCGUGGUGACUUAUGGCAGUGCUUUACCUGCAAACACAAAUCGCUCCUUUCUUUCCUUCAAGUCAGGGAAGCUCGGGGGACGUGCUAUCUUUGAGAUGGUUCACAAGGGCAAGUACAAGGAGUGGAUUAAAGGGUGGAGAAACUUCAAUGCCGGCCACGAACACCCUGAUCAGAACACUUUUACCUUUGCACCCAACGGCAUUCCUUUCAUCACUGAGGGACUAUAUGGACCUAAGUACACUUUGCUGAACAAUGCUGUGUUGUUCGGUCCGGCCCUCUUGGGAACUUGCUUUAAGCCGUGGGCUGGCCAGGUGACCGAAUCCUGUGACUCCAAGUGGUUGAAAUACAAAGCAGGGUCUGCAGCUGACGCUCAGGGGAAAGUAGAAGCUGCCAUGGAGAAACAAGGGAUGGUCUUCAUUCGCGGGGAAGGUCGUUCCGCCUAUAAUCCAGACCUGAAGAUCCGCAGCUUUCAGAGAAACCUCCUCCUACUUCACCCACAGCUCCUCCUGCUGGUGGACCACAUCCAUCUGGAUCCCGACAGCCCAUCCAGGGCCAUGAGUGCAUUCUUUCACAACACAGAGCUUCCAUUCCAGGAUAUAAAAGUGGACGGUGUCCAUGGAGCAUUUGUAUCACACAAAGACGACAAGUAUAAAAUGUUCUGGAUGGAUGACACUGGUCACGGCAAUAGAGGGAUGGUAGGUUACUGGAAUUAUCCACGAGGGUACCCGUAUAAUGGCUCGAACUAUGUGAACGUCACAAUGCCGUUAAGAUACCCCCACACUCGAGUGGCCUACGUUUUUUUGGGACCAGACGUGGCACUCAACAGCUUCAGCGUCCGUGGUGACAACCAAAGAGUGGAUAUUUACCUGGCCACAAAGGAGCACACCUACACCGUCUACCUGCUGACUGGAGAAGUCACCAGCAAGCCUCUUUUUGCCAUGGUGCUGCUGGACCAGAAGAAGAUCGUGUUCGAGAAAAAACCAACUGCGGCGGACAGCUCCCCUUCGGAAGUAGAGGAAUACGUCAACGUGAUGGAGGACAACCUCCAGCAUGUCAAGCCGGUCUUUCAGCAAAUGGAAAGACAUAUUCUUGGAAAGGCUCUAAAUACGGGCAGAUUCCGCAAGACUGCGGAGCGCCUGCUCCGGUUCUCUGACAAAAAGAAGACCGAGGGGGUCAUUGAGAAGCUGUUUGCCAUGUCCAAGAAACAGAGUAAGGAUAAGGGGAGCAAGAAAAUAAACCUUGGUGAGAAGCUCUCUGGGAGUCUGCCUGACAUAUUUGCACAGAUCGAGGUCAGUGAAAAACAAGUCCGACAGAGGACGUCCAAGCGUGUGUAUGAAAACAGUCCAGAAGAGGGAGACGCAGACGCACAAGCCUUUCUAGAAUACACAGACAGCCGCAAAAACAGGAAAAGCGGUUUUGUGAAAGGCCGUAAAUUUAAAGAAGUGAAUAUGUUGGUGACUACUGGAAGUCAACGGUCCAACAUAGCCUCUUACAUUCGACUGUUCCUCCUCCUGAACACUGCCACCUUCUUCUUGCUGCUGGCGGUCUUGUUGACUCGCUUCCAGCGGGGCCGCAGCUUGAACACUCAGAGAUGUUUUUAUACGAUCGUAAUGGUUGACUGCUUGAUCUUACUGUACCUCUACUCGUCAUGCUCUCACAUGCAGUGCUGACAUCGUUAGUUCGGCUGCAAAUGAUCUCAGACUUAUGAUAUCAACAAUGGAUAGGAAUUAUAUGGUGCCUUUCCAGACACCCAUUUACAGUAAUAUCUAUUAUUCAUUUACUCUACAGUCACAUACUGGACUUGAAAACACAGCUGCCCUGGAGUACAGUGGAACCUCCAUUU
Messenger RNA from Nerophis lumbriciformis (worm pipefish), 3263 nucleotides. The record is from RefSeq and is a predicted model, not a curated record. NCBI's taxonomy places the organism in Eukaryota, Metazoa, Chordata, Actinopteri, Syngnathiformes, Syngnathidae.